AUGCCAAGCGAGGAUCCAGUGGAGGAGGAGAACAAGCUCACUAUACAGUUCACGGACGAGGAGAUCGACGCACUGAAGGAGUUCAUGAAGCGCCUCCCCGACAUUUUCGCCGCCGCCUACCCGGACAAGGGCGACGCAGCGAAGACGACGCCAAUCGUCCUCUGGAAUGUCUCCAUCGACCCCGUCCGGCCGUACAGGAGCGCGAAGGCGAAGGUGGUGCUGAUGAAGUUCUUGCGCGCAAGAAACUUGAACGUCGACGACGCUGCUGCCAUGCUAACCAACACGCUCAAGUGGAGGCAAGAGUUCAACAUCGAGGCCGCGCUCGAGGAGAAGUACCCCGAGGAGGUCUUCGGAACGUUGGGCUAUAUCAGCGGCAGGGAUAAGGAGUGUAGGCCUGUUGUGUACAAUGUGUAUGGCGGGAACAAGGAUGUGAAUGCGGUCUUUGGGGAUGUGCAGCGCUUUUUGCGGUGGCGCGUGGCCUUCAUGGAGAAGAGCAUUGAACAUAUAGAUUUUGAGAUUGCAGAUCAGGCGGUGCAGGUGCACGACUACCUCGGUGUCAGCAUGUCCAGCCGAACACCUGAAGCCAAACAGGCUGCUUCACAGGCGAGCAAGAUUUUCGGCGACUACUACCCUGAGCUUUUGUAUAAGAAGUUCUUCAUCAACGUCCCCACUCUCAUGUCCUUCAUCUUUUGGACCUUCAAGGCGAUCCUGCCCGCGAAGACGUUCGCGAAGAUGAGCGUCGUGGGCACGAGCACGAACAGCAUUCGGGAUACGCUAGGGGAGAUUAUCGAUGUAAAGGAGAUUCCGAAGAGGUAUGGAGGAGAGGGGGAGGAGUGGUGA
This is a messenger RNA of Schizophyllum commune H4-8, 840 nucleotides long. Its product is annotated as CRAL/TRIO domain-containing protein. Lineage: Eukaryota; Fungi; Basidiomycota; Agaricomycetes; Agaricales; Schizophyllaceae. Bases 1 to 840 code for a protein of 279 amino acids. Gene Ontology annotation, biological process: Golgi to plasma membrane protein transport; regulation of exocytosis. The record is from RefSeq and is a predicted model, not a curated record. The transcript has 7 exons. Gene Ontology annotation, molecular function: phosphatidylinositol transfer activity. Gene Ontology annotation, cellular component: plasma membrane; cytosol; cortical endoplasmic reticulum.